CAUUGACGUUUGUGAACUGCGGUCCUUGUUUCGAAACUCCGAACCUAUCUCAAUACACAACAUGCCAUCUGCAACCUCCGAGAACAACAACAACAACAAGCAAGAUGAGGUCCAGAAGUUGAUUGAAGCAGCUUCGGAGCACGGUGGUGUUCCAUUGUGGCCUCAGAUGAAGAGAUUCAACCCAGCCCGACCGGAUCCGAAAUGUGUUCCGUUUCAGUGGAAAUAUGAACAGCUUCGUCCUCUGCUGCUAAAAGCGGGGGAGCUAGUCACAGAGAAAGACGCUGAAAGGAGGGUUUUGAUGCUAAUUAAUCCUACGCGAGAGGGCCCUUAUACGACCGAUACACUAUAUGCAGGUCUGCAGCUAGUGAUGCCAAAUGAGACUGCUCCAGCACAUCGACAUACUGCCUUCGCGGCUCGAUUCAUCAUUGAAGGGAACGGUGGAUUCACAGCAGUGCACGGCAAGCGCAUCCGUAUGAACCGUCGAGAUGUCAUUUUGACCCCGACACAGAACUGGCAUGAUCAUGGCAAGGACGGAUCAGGCCCUAUGAUAUGGCUUGAUGCACUGGACCUGCCACUGUUUCAGUUCUUCCCUGUGCACUUCGUGGAACACUAUGACAAGCCUCGCUACCCAGCAGACGAUGUCGAUUCGGAGACAUCUCCGAUUGUGUUCCCAUGGUCGAAAAUGCAACAAGCGUUGGAUCACGAUGAGCGAGAUUGGACGUCGCUACCAUAUCUGAAGGCAGAUGGACGUCAAGUGAGCAAAACGAUCGGCUUAUCUGCAGCACGACUGCGUCCAGGCUGCUCGAGUGAGGCAGUACAAGAAACGGCAUCGAGCGUAUAUCACAUCGUCAGUGGUAAGGGCUACUCGGUCCUAGGUGGCACGAGGUUCGAUUGGCAAGCUGGUGAUUGCUUCUGUAUUCCUGCGUGGGUCAAGUACCAGCAUUUCGCGUUGGACGAGCCUGUGUACUUUUACCGAUUUGAUGAUAAGCCCAUGCUGGAAUCGUUGGGAUUCUAUCGCUGGGAGGGGAUGGAUACCGAGACUCUUGUGUCCAGCUGAGGUAAUCGGGUGAGCUUAGCACAGUCGGCGUACAGGUCUGAUGGAGGUCAGUUGGCAUGAUGACGAGACUGAAGCAUCAGUCGUGUACAAGAUGUGUAUUAGCGCUAGGUAACGUUAGCUGAGUAGUAGUGUGAAUUGAAAUUGGUAGACACUCGCGUGCCUGGCCCUGGUUCCAUGCUGGAGCUGACCAGGUUGGUGGAGUUGCUUGAGUCGAUCAUAUAGCACGAGACACGGGACGGAAAAGACAAACGUGCCACCUGUGAACCGAACCGGUCGAGCCAAGACGAAAGAUGUUGUGGGACGCGUCAGAAUGAUGGCGGAGGCGGAGGCGGAGGCAGAGGUGGAGGAUGCAAAUAGGCUGGAAUGAGAGAAGUUGUAGUAGUGUGGUAUAAUGUUAGGUAAUAGUAAUAUUCGACGUAUUCUAAGUUGGAAGAUCCAU
Pseudovirgaria hyperparasitica is the source of this 1496-nucleotide messenger RNA. Its product is annotated as RmlC-like cupin. The transcript has 4 exons. The record is from RefSeq and is a predicted model, not a curated record. Lineage: Eukaryota; Fungi; Ascomycota; Dothideomycetes; Acrospermales; Acrospermaceae. Gene Ontology annotation, molecular function: dioxygenase activity. Bases 62 to 1057 code for a protein of 331 amino acids.